Messenger RNA from Alternaria rosae, 724 nucleotides. RefSeq lists its product as uncharacterized. The record is from RefSeq and is a predicted model, not a curated record. The transcript is spliced from 2 exons. NCBI's taxonomy places the organism in Eukaryota, Fungi, Ascomycota, Dothideomycetes, Pleosporales, Pleosporaceae. The coding region runs from base 203 to 724 and encodes 173 amino acids.
ACACUUUCGUCACAUCUGCGUUUCUCUACACGCUUUGGGCUCUACCAACGUCGGCGCAAUAGUUUGUGUCGCAUAUUCGCAAUCACCUCAAAGUUUUCGAUUCUACUUUCACGCCCACUCCUUCGCGCUGCACCUGGCGACCUCGCAGCGGCGACCGAACGAGCUCAGAAGCGGGGACAAAAGUUGGCAGCUUUACGACACCAUGAACCACGUCAGAGCAACACGGUCAAUAUGGAGUAGAAGCGCAGUACUCAAGCGCAUAACCCAGACAUCACGAAGAACAUAUGCAGCCGAAGCGCCACCACCGCAUCCACCCAGCUCGCCGCCAAAUCCAAACUCAGCACCGCCGCCAAAAGAGCCAUCGCGGGUAGGCGCAUACUACGGCACCUUCGGCUCACCCCUCUUAAAAUGCUUCCUCGGCGCCCUCUUCACAUACCAACUCUCUUACUAUCUGUGGUACAAACUCGAAGCCAUUGAGGAGACGCACGACACAAAAGCCGAGAUACGCGACUUGCAAGAGGAGCUGCGGCAGGCGAUUGAGAAACAGCGGUGGAUGGCGCAGCAGAAGUGGGGGCAGGCUACUGAGGCGAUGGAGAGGGAGAGGGAGGAGUUUGGACAGGCGGUUGAUGCGGUUGUGGAAGAAGUUAGGGAGGGGGCUGAUGAGGUGGGGAAGGGGACGAGGGCUGUGGGGAGAGUUGCCAGGGGGGGUUGGUGGCCUUGGUGA